AUGCUUCUUGGCCCUAGAGGAACUCCAGUACGUGUCCGCGUUAUGUUCGAUCAGGGUUCUGAAGUUUCAUCUAUUACUGAGGCAAUGGCGCAAUUACUCGGACUUGCCAAGUGCCGUGAAAGGAUUGCCCUCACUGGCAUUGGUGUAUCAAGAGCUGGCACAGUGCGCGCCACUACUCAAGUAUCAUUACAAUCAUAUAGUGACACUUCAUUUCAUCUGGAAAUUCAAGCUCUGAUUCUGUCACGUCUUCCAUCACAACUUCCUUCCAGGAAACCCACGGAUUUUAAUCCUGCUCUGUUUGGAGAUAUUAAGUUAGCAGAUCCUCAUUGGCUAGAACCAGACUCAAUUGAUAUAAUUCUAGGGGUCGAUGUCAAUGGCCAAGUCUUGUGCUCAGGAUUACGCCGGUUUCCACCAAAACAAUCAAUAGCUCAAGAUACUGUGUUUGGCGGGGUCAUUUCAGGAUCACUGUACUCGGACGCUCCAAGGCGGGCGGCGCCCACGUUUUCAAUAACACUUAAAGCCAUGCAUUGCAUCUUAGACGAUGGCUUACAAGAAAUGCUUCAACGCUUUUGGGCUAUGGAAGAGGUGACCCCUCCUAUAAAGAAACUAAAAUCAGAGGAUGAAGCCUUUGAUCAACUUUAUUUAGAUAAGCAUUCUCGAAACGGUGAGGGACCGUAUACAGUUCACUUCCCUUUAAAGACACAACCUCCACCUUAUUCUAUCGAAACACUGCGGGUAGCCUUAAGCUCACUCUUAAAUAUUCAUCGUCGUUUCUUCAGGGAUCCUCAGCUGGCUUAG
Belonocnema kinseyi is the source of this 798-nucleotide messenger RNA. RefSeq lists its product as uncharacterized. NCBI's taxonomy places the organism in Eukaryota, Metazoa, Arthropoda, Insecta, Hymenoptera, Cynipidae. The coding region runs from base 1 to 798 and encodes 265 amino acids. The transcript has a single exon. The record is from RefSeq and is a predicted model, not a curated record.